AUGGCAAACAUUAAAGAAAAGAAUGGAGAAGAUGGAACCAAGCUCCACGUAGCGAUGUUUCCAUGGUUAGCCUUUGGCCAUUUGGUUCCACACUUGGAGCUCUCUAAGAUCAUGGUUCAAAAGGGUCACAUCGUUUCAUUCAUCUCCACUCCUCGUAACAUCGACCGCCUCCUCCCACGUUUGCCGGAAGAUCUCUCCACCGCCAUUAAUUUCGUCAAACUCCCAUUUCCCGGCCACAACAAGCUCCCAGAGGACGCCGAAGCCACCAUCGACGUACCAUUCCAUCUCGUUUCUUACUUGAAAAUUGCUUUCGACGGCUUAAAAAAUCCACUGACGGAGUUUCUUGAAUCUUCUAAACCUGAUUGGCUUCUCCAAGAUUUUGCUCCUUAUUGGCUACCUCCUAUAGAAACUGAAUCUACCCGCCUCGGAAUCAAAAAUGGAUUCUUCACUGCUUUUAACGGCGCGUCUUUCGGAAUUCUAAAACCGUCGGGGUUCAAGGAGUACCGUACAUCACCGGAGGAUUUUCUGACAAAGCCUAAAUGGGUUCCAUUCCAAACUCCGAUACCUUUCCGGUUGUUCGAAAGCAAGCCCAUCUUCGAAGGAUUGAUGCAUGAAUCCACCGAAGGGAAUAUCCCCGACUUGGACCGUUCCACGGGGGUGAUCGACGGUUGUGAUAUCAUCAUCGUACGGAGCUGUAACGAGUACGAAGCAGAGUGGUUGGGACUUAUACAAGAACUCUAUGGUAAACCGGUUAUACCGGUAGGAGUUUUGCCUCCUAAACCGGAAGAGAGAUUUAAAAAUACCGACACAUGGUUGAGUAUUAAAAAGUGGUUAGACUCACGGAAACCCAACUCCGUGGUUUACGUAAGUUUCGGUUCGGAGGCUAAACCGAGUCAAACCGAGUUAAAUGCGAUCGCUCUCGGUUUGGAGCUUUCCGGUUUACCUUUUUUUUGGGUGUUAAGGACUGGACGCGGUCCGUUGGAUACUGAGCCGCUUGAGCUUCCGGAAGGAUUCGAAGAGCGUACGGCUGAGAGAGGAAUGGUAUGGAGAGGUUGGGUUGAACAAUUGAGAACAUUGAACCACGAGUCCAUCGGUUUGUUACUGACUCAUGCCGGUUGGAGUACAAUGAUCGAAGCUGUACGGUUUGCUAAACCGAUGGUUAUGUUGGCUUUUGUGCCCGACCAAGGGUUAAAUGCGAGAGUAGCCGAGGAAAAGGAAAUUGGAUAUAUGAUCCCUCGGGACGAAACAACAGGUUCUUUUACCAAAGAAGAUGUUGCGAAAUCGCUGAGAUUGGUAAUGGAGGGAGAAGAAGGUAAGGUUUAUAGAGAAAACGUGAAGGAUAUGAAGAGAGUGUUUGGAGAUAUGGAUCAACAAGAUCGUUAUGUUGAUUCUUUCUUGGACUAUCUCGUUGCUCAUCGUUAG
Molecule: messenger RNA, 1422 nt
Organism: Capsella rubella
Lineage: Eukaryota; Viridiplantae; Streptophyta; Magnoliopsida; Brassicales; Brassicaceae
Product: UDP-glycosyltransferase 91A1
Exons: 2
Coding region: 1-1422 (473 amino acids)
Molecular function (GO): UDP-glycosyltransferase activity
Source: RefSeq, a predicted model, not a curated record